AUGAGCAAACAUGAAUGUAGUACACAUAUGAAAGACUUUUUAGGCGAGUUGCCUAAAUGUGAACAUCAUGUUCAUCUAGAGGGUACUUUAGAGCCAUCUCUUUUGUUCAAGUUGGCUAAAAGAAACCAAAUAAAAUUACCCGAUUCAUUUCCUUCCAGCGUGGAAGAGUGUCUAGAUAGAUAUAACUCAUUUAAAGAUUUGGAUGACUUUUUGGAUCACUACUAUGUUGGAAUGUCUGUAUUGAUCCAUGAGAAUGAUUUCUACGAUUUGGCUAUGGAAUAUUUCGGCAGGGCAAAUUCAGACGGCUGCCAACACUCUGAGGUAUUCUUUGAUCCCCAAGGUCAUGUUGAAAGAGGAGUCUCCAUUGAUUUAGUGGUAUCAGGCUUCGAUAAGGCAUGUAAGGAUGCCACGAAAAAAUUCGGAACCUCCAACAAAUUGAUAAUGUGCUUAUUGAGGCAUUUACCACCUGAUUCUGGCAUGGAGACGAUUCAAAGUGCUUCGAAGUAUUACCAAGAUGGUAAGAUCCACGGAUUGGGGUUGGAUUCGUCUGAAAAACCAUUCCCACCAGAAUUGUUUUCAGAGUGUUACAAAACCUUAAGGGAGCAAUUUCCUGAAGUUGGACUCACCGCUCAUGCAGGGGAAGAGGGAGACCAUACAUAUGUUUCAAAUUCCUUGGACUUGUUGAACGUCACAAGAAUUGACCAUGGUGUAAACUCGAAAGAUAGCGAAGAUUUGUUAAAAAGAUUGGCGGACCAACAGAUUAUGUUGUCACUUUGUCCCUUGUCUAAUGUGAAACUUCAAGUUGUUAAGGACGUUUCAGAGCUUCCCAUUGAUUUGUACUUGGAGAAAAAUGUUCCCUUUUCAUUGAACUCAGAUGAUCCUGCUUAUUUUGGCGGAUAUAUUUUACAUAACUAUCUUAUUGUUCACUCGAGGUUUGGAUUUACUCUUGAUCAAUGGAGAAAAAUAUCCUUGAAUGGUAUUAAUGGAUCCUGGUGUGAUGAACAAAGGAAGCAAGAGAUGAGAAAUAAUCUCGAAAAUGUGUGUAAUAAAUACAGAAACUUAAUAGACUAA
Priceomyces carsonii is the source of this 1071-nucleotide messenger RNA. RefSeq names its product adenine deaminase (gene AAH1). The transcript has a single exon. The record is from RefSeq and is a predicted model, not a curated record. Bases 1 to 1071 code for a protein of 356 amino acids. Gene Ontology annotation, cellular component: nucleus; cytosol. Gene Ontology annotation, molecular function: adenine deaminase activity. Gene Ontology annotation, biological process: adenine catabolic process; purine ribonucleoside monophosphate biosynthetic process; hypoxanthine salvage. Lineage: Eukaryota; Fungi; Ascomycota; Pichiomycetes; Serinales; Debaryomycetaceae.